Molecule: messenger RNA, 4400 nt
Organism: Labrus bergylta (ballan wrasse)
Lineage: Eukaryota; Metazoa; Chordata; Actinopteri; Labriformes; Labridae
Gene: grm5a
Product: glutamate receptor, metabotropic 5a
Biological process (GO): regulation of synaptic transmission, glutamatergic; trans-synaptic signaling by endocannabinoid, modulating synaptic transmission; G protein-coupled glutamate receptor signaling pathway
Cellular component (GO): postsynaptic density membrane; plasma membrane
Molecular function (GO): G protein-coupled receptor activity involved in regulation of postsynaptic membrane potential; adenylate cyclase inhibiting G protein-coupled glutamate receptor activity
Source: RefSeq, a predicted model, not a curated record
GUCAAACAUGUUCCAAUAACGGGCUAUAUGCUGCUAUUUGCAGUUUGCUGUAGCCAGGCGUCAGAGUGAGCCUGAGCAGAAACCUGCAGCGAUGUUUCUCCUUCUUCGUCUUCUUCCUCUGUGAUGGAAACGGUCUGAUCAGAAGGGAUGGCAUCUCCAAAGCUGCAAACAAAUGAGAGAGAUCUAACCUUCACCAGCACUACCUCAAAGACAAAGCAUUCAUCUGUCCCCGAGCUCUAAGACGACAGAGGAUGGCAGGAUGUGUAAGGAUGAACGCACUGAUGGGACAUCCUCAAGGGUUACAUGUGAGGCUGCUGGCUGUGUGUGUGAUACUAAGCUGGCUUGGUAUUAGAGACCAUUUGGGGGUCUAUGCCCAGAACACUGAGAGGAGGGUAUUGGCUCACAUCCCCGGGGACAUCAUCAUAGGGGCUCUCUUCUCAGUCCACCACCAACCACCUGCAGACAAGGUUCAUGAGCGAAAAUGUGGUGCGGUGCGAGAGCAGUACGGGAUCCAGAGAGUGGAGGCCAUGAUGCACACUCUGGAUCGAAUCAAUGCAGACCCUUCUAUCCUCCCCAACAUCACUCUGGGCUGUGAGAUCAGGGACUCGUGCUGGCACUCUGCUGUGGCACUGGAGCAGAGCAUCGAGUUCAUCCGGGACACGCUUGUGUCGAACGAAGAGGAGGAGAACCAGGGCAAGUGCACUGCAGAGCAAGGGAGCAUGCUGAUGCAGGGGAAGAAGCCCAUCGUGGGCCUGAUUGGACCAGGGUCCAGCUCUGUGGCCAUCCAGGUGCAAAAUCUCCUCCAGCUCUUUAACAUCCCACAGAUAGCGUACUCGGCCACGAGCAUGGACCUCAGUGACAAGAGCCUGUAUAAAUAUUUCAUGAGGGUGGUGCCAUCAGAUAUGCAACAGGCCAGAGCCAUGGUGGACAUCGUCAAGAGAUACAACUGGAGCUACGUGUCUGCUAUACACACAGAGGGUAAUUAUGGAGAGAGUGGUAUGGAGGCUUUUAAAGACAUGGCAGCAAAGGAGGGGAUCUGCAUCGCCCACUCUGAUAAGAUAUAUAGCAACGCAGGGGAACAGGGUUUCGAUACUUUGCAAAAGCUGCGAGCCCAUCUGCCCAAAGCCAGGGUGGUGGCCUGCUUCUGCGAGGGCAUGACUGUCAGAGGCAUACUGAUGGCCAUGAGACGACAGCGCCUGGUGGGGGAGUUUCUGCUGGUUGGCAGUGAUGGCUGGGCGGACAGGUAUGAUGUCACGGAUGGUUUCCAAAAGGAGGCAGCAGGUGGAAUCACUAUAAAGCUAAAGUCAGCGUAUGUGACCUGGUUUGAUGAUUAUUACCUGAACCUGAAACCCGACUCCAACCUGAGGAAUCCCUGGUAUCCUGAGUUCUGGCAGCAUCGCUUCCAGUGCAGGCUGAGGGGACAUCCACAGGAGAGCAACAUAUUCAACCGCACCUGCACCUGGAGGGAGUCGCUGCGCCAUCAGUACGCCCAAGACACCAAGAUGGGUUUUGUGAUAAACGCCAUUUAUUCCAUGGCUUAUGGCCUGCAUGCUAUGCAGCAAACCCUCUGUCCAGGAUAUAAGGGUUUGUGUGAAGACAUGAGGCCCAUUGAUGGUCGAAAGCUGCUGGAAUUCCUGAUGAAAACCAACUUCACUGGUGUAUCUGGGGAGGCCAUCCUCUUCGACGAGAACGGAGACUCACCUGGCAGGUAUGAAAUCAUGAACUUCAAGCACAUUGGUGAGGAGGAAUACGCUUACAUCCAUGUGGGAAGCUGGGAUCAGGGUGGCCUGAAAAUGAACGAUGAGGAAAUCUGGAGUAAUGAAAGUGAAGUCAUCAUGUCAGUCUGCUCUGAACCCUGCCAGAAGGCACAGAUAAAGGUGAUCCGUAAAGGAGAGGUGAGCUGCUGUUACUGCACUCCCUGCAAGGACAACGAGUUUGUGUUUGAUGAGUACACAUGUCGAGCGUGUCUCCUCGGCUCCUGGCCCACAGACGACCUCACUGGUUGUGAGCCUAUCCCGGUGCAAUACGUGCAAUGGGGGGAUCCAGAGCCCAUCGCUGCAGUGGUCUUUGCCUGUCUGGGGCUCCUGGCCACACUUUUUGUUACUUCUGUCUUUAUCAAGUUUUGGGACACCCCUGUGGUAAAGUCUUCCAGCCGUGAGCUCUGCUACAUCAUCCUGGCUGGAAUAUGUUUGGGCUACCUGUGCACGUUCAGCCUUAUCGCCAAGCCUCACAUAGUCUACUGCUACCUGCAGCGCCUGGGAAUCGGCCUGUCACCUGCCAUGAGCUACUCUGCCUUGGUCACUAAGACCAACCGAAUAGCACGGAUCCUGGCAGGCAGCAAGAAGAAGAUCUGCACCAAGAAGCCGCGCUUCAUGUCCGCCUGCGCACAAUUGGUCAUCGCCUUCCUACUCAUACUGCUGCAGCUCGGGAUUAUUGUGGCACUUCUCAUCAUAGAGCCACCACAGGUGAUCUAUGACUACCCGAGUAUCCGAGAGGUCCACUUGAUCUGCAAUAUGACCACUCUGGGGGUGGUGGCGCCUCUGGGCUAUAAUGGCCUGCUUAUCCUCAGCUGCACCUUCUACGCCUUCAAGACUCGGAAUGUUCCGGCUAACUUUAACGAGGCAAAGUAUAUUGCCUUUACCAUGUACACCACCUGUAUCAUCUGGCUGGCUUUUGUUCCUAUUUACUUUGGCUCCAACUACAAGAUCAUAACCAUGUGCUUUAGUGUCAGCCUCAGUGCCACGGUUGCUCUCUGCUGCAUGUUUGUUCCAAAGGUGUACAUCAUGCUUGCCAAGCCUGAGAAAAAUGUCCGGAGUGCUUUCACAACAUCCACAGUGGUGCGCAUGCACGUGGGUGACGCCAAGAAGGCUGCCAAGACCGGCAAAUCCUCCAGCAGCAUGGCCAACUUUUUCAGACGCGGUGGGUCAGCGCAGGAUGAUGUCAGCUCCAAUGGUAAAUCUGUGACAUGGGGGCAGAAUGAGCAGAGGCACAGGCCCAAUCUUUGGAAGAGGAUGUCGUUCCAUGUCAAGAAGAAAGAAGCAGUGGAGGUGAACCAGACGGCGAUCAUAAAGCCCUUCUCUAAAGGUGCAGACACGCCUGCAGACACAGGUGUCAUAGAGCAGUAUGAAGAGCCACAGCCAUCUCAGCCGUGCUUCCAGCCAGGAGAGGACAGAGAGGAACCGUUACCCACCUACGUCCCCGAGCAUCCCGCAGAGGUGAGGAGAAGAGGCGGGGAAAACGGUCAGGGCGUCGGCAUGGUGGACGGCGGGGACAUAAGCGUCAUAGGCGUGGGUGACAUCGGCAUGGGGAUGAUCGGCGGACAGCCCCAGGGCACCACCAUCAUGGACCAAAUCAGCUGCGUAGUUAACCGCUUCACCGCCAACAUCAGUGAGCUGAACACCAUGAUGCUGCCGGGGGGAGUCACCGUUAGCACCGCUACCACGACCCCUCAGCCCCCUGCCGCAGACGCAGCCAACUGCCCACCACAGUACCUCGCAUCCAGGGGCAGACAAGCUCCUUCCACGGUCACCACGUAUGCCGAGGUCGCUCCAGUUUCUAAUUACUGCGAGAACAGACCAGCGGGUAAGAUUUAUGAGCAUCUGAGUAGCAGGAGAGCAAAGGAUAUGGAGGAGCUGGUGGCUCUGACGCCUCCGUCACCAUUUAGAGACUCAUCUUUAAGCUCUGACAGCAGCUCAACCCACUCAAUGUCGCCGGCCUCUGAGGCUGAAUAUGACCAACUAUUGCUGAGACACUACAGCCAGAGCUCUUCCUCUCUUUAAAUCAUCUCGCUGCUCUUUUUUUGUCCUCGUCGUUUCUCCUUCAUUUGGAUUAUUUCAUGAAAAAGUACAAGCUUCGGACUCGACCAAACUCUUGGAUGCCUUUCUACGUGUGGAUAUUCUGAAUAUUUAAGCAUUUUUGUCUUACUUGAUACACCUACACAUGCCUCCAAAUGUAGAGAAAUACAAGACUGCAAAGGGUCAAUGUAGAAUAUAUUAUCAAUGUCAGCGCUUGAUCUUUUGUCACUGGAACUGAAACAUCACACGGGCAUUUGGAUGACAUUUCAAAGAGGUUUCUGACUGGUUUAAAACUUUCAAAGUUCCAAAGAAGUACUGAUGAGACUAUGUCAUUUUAAAAUGAUUAUUAAACAUAAGAAGAGGGGAUUGAUGGAGUUGUUAUAAGAAGUUUUCUGGGGGAGGUUUGCUCAUAUUUGUAAUCAUAGAAUGGCAUUUUCUUUUUUGAGGUAAGGCAUUAGAUGACUAAGGAUAGAUGAUUUGUUGAUUAAAUGCGAUUAGUGGUUUGUUUUUCUUGCUCAUACCACAGUAUUUCUGUUGGCUCUCUCAGUAUAUUGUCACUUUUUGUUUUCUUGUAAACUGCCAUUAUCUUAAACACUUUGAAACAUA